AUGGUCAAUAAUUUGGGUUUGAUGUUGAGGCAGUUACUGCAGAAAAGAGUUCCCGUAAACUAUUGUAUCGAUAAAAAAGAAAUGCAGAGACCUUUAGCUGAAGGCACAGUUGGUGGUUCGGAAUCUGUGCCGGUGAAUUUAUCCAAUUUUCAUAGCCGUUUGCCAACGGUUGAAAUAUUCAAGCAACGUUUUGAUGGCACACUUUUUGAAGAGCUCCCAAUUGUGCAUGUUAAAGCAUCAAGAAAUAAUACGCUAAUUACUGUGACCGAUCAUAAAUAUAAUAUUAUCACCUACACUUCUUGUCGCCUGGAAGGAUUUAAAAAUGCGAGAAAGAAGACUAAUAUUGCUGGACAAACAACGGGCGUUGCAGCUGGACAACGAUUAAUCAGGCGAGGAAUCCGAACAGUUCGUGUCCUGGUUCGAGGACUUGGACCAGGUCGAAUGACUUCAAUACAAGGUAUGGCAACUGCAGGCGUUAAAAUUAUUUCUAUAACUGAAAAUUCGCCCCUUCCUGAAUUAGGACCAAGACCGAAAAAAAUUCCUAGGAUUUGA
This is a messenger RNA of Thelazia callipaeda (thelaziosis nematode), 552 nucleotides long. The record is from the annotation of a GenBank genome assembly. Lineage: Eukaryota; Metazoa; Nematoda; Chromadorea; Rhabditida; Thelaziidae.